Cooperia oncophora is the source of this 285-nucleotide messenger RNA. Lineage: Eukaryota; Metazoa; Nematoda; Chromadorea; Rhabditida; Trichostrongylidae. The record is from the annotation of a GenBank genome assembly.
AUGGUGACACGAAUCAGUGGUGUGCUGAGGACGAGCGAUUCAACUGGCAGUGUCGCGUCAAACGGCAGCGGACCUGAACCGGCAGCAUCAUCAUCUCAACCUAGCAGUCCACAGCACCCUACACAAGAGGUACCGACCACCACUACAACAUCCAACUACCUUCACAUCCUUAACUCACAUACACCGCCAACCACUACUACCCUCGCUGCCGCUGCUGCUUUUAUUGUUGAAAAUGUGUUAAGUACCCUAUGUUUCUUCCGUUUUGCCCUGAUCACAGCCUAUUAG